Molecule: messenger RNA, 351 nt
Organism: Necator americanus (New World hookworm)
Lineage: Eukaryota; Metazoa; Nematoda; Chromadorea; Rhabditida; Ancylostomatidae
Exons: 4
Coding region: 1-351 (116 amino acids)
Source: RefSeq, a predicted model, not a curated record
AUGCGCACGCUAAUCCUCCUCCUCUGCACUUCUGCAUCUCUUGUGGGAGCGUUGCCGCCCAAAGGUUGCACUUCAUGUAUGAUGGUUCUGAUAGAAAGACACCCUUAUUCUGGAAUAGUCGAAACACAGAAGAUGGUUGAUGGCACAGGAUGCUUUGUUCAAAAAUUAAAAUGUCGUGGAAAUAAAUCGAACGCGGAAACGUUUGUGCAGUUCAAUCAAGGAUCAAACGGGUUCCUAGCGCACGGUGAUCAAGAAGUCAAAUUGGAGUGCUCAAAUGAUGGCCACUGGUUGCUUGUACAUAAUGAAGAGAAAGGCAUUAAUGUAGAAAGUGUAGCAUGUUUGUCAACAUAA